Ogataea angusta is the source of this 2649-nucleotide messenger RNA. RefSeq lists its product as uncharacterized. Bases 1 to 2649 code for a protein of 882 amino acids. The record is from RefSeq and is a predicted model, not a curated record. Gene Ontology annotation, cellular component: HOPS complex; endosome. Gene Ontology annotation, biological process: organelle fusion; vacuole organization; vesicle-mediated transport. The transcript has a single exon. Lineage: Eukaryota; Fungi; Ascomycota; Pichiomycetes; Pichiales; Pichiaceae. Gene Ontology annotation, molecular function: protein-macromolecule adaptor activity.
AUGUUUAAUUUCGAAGAGGUCCAGCUACAGUUCCAGAUUCAGUCGCCCAUACAAAGGCUUCUUGUGAAAGGCAAUGUGCUCUAUCUGGUGCUUAUCAAUGGUUUAGUGUACCGGAUAUAUCUAGACAACCCGGAGAAGGUCGAUAAGAUACAAGUGGACUCCAAUAACGUAACCGUUGCGAACGCUUACUUGGACCCCUAUGGUUACCAUUUAGUGGUCCAGACGACUAAGAACGAGUACUUCUACUUGAACAUCCACUCUGUUCAGUUCAAAUCACUAUCCAAGCUCAAGGGACACUCCGUCUGCUCAUUUGUGUUCUUUGGUUCACAUGUCAGCAAGAAAAAUACGGGUCCACUCCUUGUGGGCACCACCACUGGUACCAUCAAUGAGUACAAAAUAGAGUUGAAUAAAGAGAGAAGCUUUAAGCAGCUAUGGAGAGGAAAAGACACAAUCACGGCCAUGUAUGCUACGCAAGACGAAAAGGACACAGUAUCACUAGUAGUUCAACUGGGCGAACGGAAGCUUGCACGAUUUCAAGGUUCUCUUGGAGACUCGUUGUUGAAGAACAAUCCUUUGCUGUUGUCUUUUGGUGUUAUUUCUGUGUUUACUGCUAAUGAGUCGACAUUUGCAUUCAUUGAACAAACAGACGACGGUGUUUCACGUUUGGUGAUUGGUGAUCUGGCCUUCCAAACUCGUAACGAACUUCAGCGAUAUGAAAUAUCUACAGCCGACUACAAAUGCCUGCUUCUCACCAAAUACCAUGUGGUUGCAUCUUCUCGAAACGAGAUGGUAAUUUUUAACCAGCUAAAUGGAGGGCAGGUUUCGCAACAACACUUGAUUUUCGAUGUAUCCGAUACGACAGCGGACUAUCGCAUGCAAACUUAUUGGGUGUAUUCUUCUUGGACUAUACACGAAUUGGUGGCAGACGAAGAACAUUCAGAUGUUUGGAAGGUGAUGAUAGAGAAAAAAAUGUAUGAUAACGCCUUACAAUUAGUCGGAAGUGACCAGCUCAAACGCGAUAUUGUGCUCAUAAAUAAGGGCUACGAAUUGCUUGAGAACGGAGAUACAGACGAGGCAGCCAGAGUUCUGGCAAACACCUCCGAGUCCUUCGAGAAAGUGGUACUGAAGUUUAUGAAAAGCCCAAGCCUGCUAGUAUAUCUGGGAGCGAAACUCGAUAAGCUACCCAAGUCAAUGUACAUGCAGCGCGUGAUGCUCACCAGCUGGAUGGUGGAGCUUUAUGUGAAGAAAAUCAACUCUGGAGAGUCUCCUGAUCUCGAAGGGUUUUUGAAGAAAUACCGAGACUCGGUCGACAAAGAAACAGUCUAUCAGAUAUUGCUUUCCCACGACAGGAAAGAAGAGCUUGUGCGGUUUUCUUCAUUGAUGGAAGAUUUCGCAUUCUUGUUGAAAUAUUACCUGAACUUACAACAAUGGGACAAAGCACUGGAAAUUUUGUCUAAGGAACAAAAACCAGAACUUAUCUAUAAAUGUGCAACAGCAUUACUUAUCAACUAUCCGGCCAAGACAGUGGACUUGUGGCUGCGUUUGGUGGAUGACUUGGAUUUCAAGAAAUUGCUUCCUGCCAUAUUGACAUACAAUAAGUCCAUAGCCCUGGGCCACGGGAUUGCUCCCAAACACAAUCAUGCGCUCCGAUUUUUGAACUUUCUCGUGAAAGAAAAACAAAAUAAAGAUAAGCUGGUGCACAAUACACUUCUCUCGUUGCUGGUCACUUAUCCUUCGGACGAUGAGAAGCUGGUAUUGAACUAUUUGGAAAGCAGGUCAAAAACUCUUUUGAACCGUGAAACAAGUUACGAGGUGCUGUUCGAUGCAGACUUUGUACUUCGAUUGUGUUUCGAGUACAGUAGAAUCAAAAGCGCCAUUUUCAUCUACUCAAUGCUAGAAGACUACGAAAGUGCAGUUUCGUUGGCCUUGAAACACGGACUGAUCGAGUCUGCUAUCCUCGUUGCAGAUAAGCCCAAUCCAUCGUUACAGCGCAAAAAUCUGUGGCUUCAGAUAUCGGCCAUACUCAUUGAAAAAACGGUUAGCAACCAGCCUGUGAGUUUGGAGCUUGGGGAGGGCAAUAAGAUUCGCAACCUGUUGAGCUACCUGAUGGAUAAAUGCGAUCUUUUGACGAUGAAAGACCUGCUCCCUCUAUUCCCUGACUUCGUGGUCAUUGACGACUUCAAAGACGAGAUAGUGCGCUCUCUGGAGUCGCUUUCAAAAGAUAUGGAGAAUUUAUCUACAGAAAUGACGGCAUCGCUAAAGCAAUCAGAGAAAAUUAGUCGCAAGAUGGAAGACUUCCAGCAAGACCGAUUCCAGAUCAUUGAGCCAAACGAGUCGUGCGGUCUUUGUGGCAAGAUUCUGGUUAUUCGGAAGUUCAUCGUAUUCCCGUGUCUACAUUCGUUCCACCAAGACUGCUUGGUGAGAGAAAUAUUGGACUCCACCGAUUUUAAAUCCAAGAAUGCUAUUUACAAGCUGCAAAAAAGGCUUUUGGCAGCAAAGGGUAACAGAUCAAUGAUGGAAGAGCUGAAACGGGAGAUAGACCAGUUAUUGUCUACUAAAUGCUGUCUGUGCAGUGACAUCAAAAUCAACAGCAUCGAAGAGCCGCUAGUCAAAAGUGCAGAUAAAGAGCAGAGCGCAUGGCUUUUGUAA